This is a messenger RNA of Durio zibethinus, 2395 nucleotides long. Lineage: Eukaryota; Viridiplantae; Streptophyta; Magnoliopsida; Malvales; Malvaceae. The record is from RefSeq and is a predicted model, not a curated record.
UAGGUCGCUGGUUCGAAUCCGGCAGGUCGGAAUUUUUUAAUUUUUCAUUAUUUUGAGUUUUAUUAUCUAUUGAAUUUAUUGUCACAAGUUUCAUAAUACCAACGUGAUUAUAGAAAUUGAAAUAAAAUUCAAAACUUCUUUUAGCGUAGUAAAAUUUUAAAUCAUUGCAUUUGAAGUUGGAAAAAACCAUGGGCGUAUGUUUUGAUUGGUUUUGGAGGUAGGUGUGGUGUCUGAUUAAAAAAGCCUUUGCCUGACACUGCCUGGCAAUAAAUGCACCAAUUCCCCAAACCCCCAGAUCCAGACCUGAGCCAACUUUCUCCAUAUAUAUAUAUAAAGCACUUGCCAAGUACUGGUUAUCAUCACUAUCAGUAUCAUUAUUAGAGUUCUAAACUCAAAACUUCGAUCCCUUGGUUUUCUCCGUUCCCCAAGCUUCCUCGUCAAAUUACCAGGAAGGAAGAAAAAGAAAAGCUGACAAUUAAGAGUAAAGAUGACAACUGUGAGCCUUAUCUCCCCUCGUAUUGUUAAAGCUACAAUCCCCAACCAAUUUUCAAGUGCUAAAGUCAAGGCCACAUCUUUUGGAUCUGUUAAAAGAAUCUCUAUAUCAUUUGGCUUGAAAUGUUCCUUUAAUCACAGAACAUCAAUGGCGGCCUACAAGAUUAAGCUUGUAGGACCAAAUGGUGACGUGAAAGUGUUUGAAGCCCCUGAGGAUCAAUGCAUUUUAGAGGCAGCCGAGAAGGCAGGAAUAGAGCUGCCCUAUUGUUGCAGGGCUGGAGCUUGCUCCAUAUGUGCUGGGAAGAUAGUUUCAGGUUCAGUGGAGCAAUCUGAUGGUAUCUACCUCGAUGAAGAACAAUUGAAAGAGGGUUAUAUGCUGACUUGUGUUUCAUACCCAACCUCAGACUGUGAGAUUCACACUCACAAGGAACUUGAUCUUUACUGUCAGAAAUAAGUAGGGUCUGAAGUUGUCUGAAACUCUUUAUCUAAAUUUUCUAUCAAUGAAUGCUCCCACGGACAAUAUGUUGUCUAAUGUUGUUUGUCAUGUUUGUGGCUGAAUGCCAUAUCAGUGUAGAAUGUCAAUCUUAUUUGUCGAUUGCCAUAGAUUCAGUUGGACCUGUGGCCUCUUAAAACUGCCACAUUAACAGGAGGAAAAAAAAAAAAAAAAACCCUGAAAAUCUUUGUGCCCAAGCUCUGGUGCUGCAAAGUUGAGUUUGAUAGAAGGAUCUCUUGCCUUGUGGGGGAAAGGAAGUUCGUUUUGUUCCCCAAAAAAUCUCAACUUGAUAUAAUUUAUAGACCUAGGCAAUAUGUUUUCAAGCUUAAUAAGAUAGAAACAUGAAAGACAAUAUUUUCCAAGAAGCUACCUUAUAGAAGGCCUUGAUCAGGCUGGUGUCUGAGGGGAGAAAGAAAAGAGGAAAAACAAGGGAAAAUGGGAAAGAGGAGGAAAGGAGAGAGGAUGGAAAAGAAAAGUAGGAAAACGAAAGUGCUUGGGCUUGUUGCUAAAAGGCUCCUUCCUAAACUUUUAGACAUCGAAAAUAAAUUUUCAUCCCAAGAUAAAAAGAUGCAGAACUUUCAGAUUUCUUAUUUUUAUUAUUAUUAAAAAAGGAUCGAUUGUUAAAUACGAAUCAAUUGAAUUAAAUUUCAAGAUCAACUUUUAUAAUCCUUGUUGUGUAAUAACUUUCUUAUCCUAAAUUGGUUUAUCCCAUAUCAAUUACAAUUGGACCCAAAAUGCCAUAAAAUGAGAUCUCAGAAGGAAAAAGCCUCAAAUCACUAUAAACUAACAAAAAGAAAAAGAGCAUGAGACAAAGUUGAGGAUAUGUAUAAUAGCUGUUACUAAUUUUCUUUGCUGAAAGGAGCAGCAAGUGGACCACAAUUUUCACUCAACUUUCUAUAAGAAAAGAAGAUGUUGAGGGAAAGAUAAAACACCCUUUCAUUGACCACAAUCCCACUAAAAAUUAUAGAAAGGUAAAAAGUUUGUUCUGCUAAGAGAGUUUUCCUUCUUCUAGGCUAUUGGAAACCUGGACCACACCUUCAAAUUAUCAAAAGCCCACAAAUCAUUUUCCUCUUGUAUAUAUUUAUAAACAUAAGUUCAUGUUUUUUUCCCCUUCCUUUUCAAUGGACUGAUUGAGAGACAAAAUUGAUUAUCCCUCAAAAAGAAAGUUUUGGUUGAGGAAAAUUGUCAUCCAAUGGUUGAAACUGAACAACAAUGGAUGAAAGUGGAUGGCCUUAGAAUCCAAUGAGUGCUCAAUGAAGGCAUUAAGUGUGAGAGGAAUUCAUAACAAACCACUUUCAUUCCUUCAAGACUCAUUUUCUUUUCUUUCCAUUCACUUUUCCAUGCAGCUUUUUCUCUCAUCAGUGGGCAUAUGCAAAAAGACCCCUUUUUUUUGGAGUGGCAUGUUUUUUU